AUGGCUGGAUCUUCUGUUGAUAGACGUCUCCUCAAUGCUAGCAGUGAUGGUGGUGUACGAAUAGCUAACGGUAAUGGUGAUGAAAAAAAAGUUCUAGGAAUGCUAUCAGGAGCAGGGUAUAACAUUAAUCAAAUUAUAGGAUCUG
Messenger RNA from Racocetra fulgida, 145 nucleotides. The record is from the annotation of a GenBank genome assembly. Lineage: Eukaryota; Fungi; Glomeromycota; Glomeromycetes; Diversisporales; Gigasporaceae.